AUGGCGGGACAGCAGAGGCAGGAGUUUGGGUGCAUCCCCUGCUGCAACUGCUGCGUGACCGUGCCGCAGGACAAGAUCUACGCCGUGGAGCUCUUCGGAAGCUUCACCAAGGUAAUCGGUUCUGGCCUCAACGUCGUCGGGUGUGACGUGGGGGGGUGCUGCAUCAGCUUCCGGUCCAUCACCAAGCGCGUCGAGCAGAACGACGUCAUCGUGGAGACCAAGACCAAGGAUAACGUAUUCGUGUUGGUGAAGGUUUCUGUUCAGCAGCAGGUCAUCCCGGAUCAAGCGGAGUCCGCCAUCUACAGACUCGCGAAUGUCGGUGCGCAGAUCGAUUCAUAUGUCUCGGACGUGGUGCGCUCAUGCGUACCGAAGAUGACAUUGGACGAAGCAUUCGAGGAGAAGGACAACAUUUCCUCUGCCGUCAACGAUGCCCUCACCAAGAGCAUGCACGAGUAUGGGUUCCAGAUCAUUAAGGCACUCGUGACUGAGCUGAAGCCCAGCCAGGACGUGAUGAAUUCCAUGAACGAGAUCAACAAGCAGAAGCGUCUCCGCGAUGCAGCAAUGAUGGCUGCUGAGGCUGAUAAGAUCCGGGUGGUUAAGAAAGCAGAGGCGGAUUCCGAAUCAGCUCGUCUGCAGGGCGAGGGCAUCGCGAAACAGCGCGAGGCCAUCGUGGACGGCCUGAAGAGGUCCGUCACCUCUGGGACCGAUGAGCAGCUCUCCUCCGACAAGGUCUCCGAGCUGUUGCUCAUCACGCAGUAUUUCGAGACGCUGAAGGAAAUCGGAGCGAGGUCGGGGUCCAACGCUGUCUUUAUCCCGCACAGCCCCGCUGAUGGCGUCCGGGAUAUUUCUGCUCAGAUCCGCAACGGCAUCAUGCAGGGCGGCGCUCCUGGGCAGAUGCGCAUGUGA
Messenger RNA from Prorocentrum cordatum, 906 nucleotides. The record is from the annotation of a GenBank genome assembly. Lineage: Eukaryota; Dinophyceae; Prorocentrales; Prorocentraceae.